Boeremia exigua is the source of this 2561-nucleotide messenger RNA. RefSeq lists its product as uncharacterized. Lineage: Eukaryota; Fungi; Ascomycota; Dothideomycetes; Pleosporales; Didymellaceae. The transcript is spliced from 4 exons. Gene Ontology annotation, cellular component: nucleus. The record is from RefSeq and is a predicted model, not a curated record. Gene Ontology annotation, molecular function: DNA-binding transcription factor activity, RNA polymerase II-specific; zinc ion binding; transcription cis-regulatory region binding. Bases 495 to 2498 code for a protein of 667 amino acids. Gene Ontology annotation, biological process: DNA-templated transcription; regulation of DNA-templated transcription.
ACACUGCUGACCACUCUUCUAUAUUUCAUGUCUUCUUCUUCCGUUAUGACGCGUCAGCACUGACGCCUGACCACCUUACCUUCCAGGCGGGGCUCCCACACUCAUGCCGCACGGUGUGGGGGCUACGAGCUCAACGCCGCAGAGCUGCUGCACGUUGCCAGCCUGAUUGUCAGCCUGAUUGCCAGCCUGGUUGUAUAUCCCUUUGCCGUAGUCUCCCAUCCGACAUACCUUGGCUCCCCUGUUCUCAGAGACGUGUCUUUCUCUACCUGGAAGAACCAUCGACCCGACACGCUGGGUAGCUGCUCGUAGCGCCAAUCAGGCAAGCUGGUUGUCACGCUUGGCGGAUACCGCGCCUCUUCUGCGGCCCAUAAUCCUUCCCCACUGCGAACACUUCUACCCGCAGUGGAUGGAGGUCACGAGAAGUGGCUUCUGAUGAUUGAAUCCGUUGCUGACACUGCGAGGAGUCUGCGUGCUGCACUUGUGCCGGAGCCAUUAUGUCACUAGCCCCACCGGACCCUAGCGGAGCUACAGGCGCGCUGCUCUCGAAGACGUGCCAGAACUGUUUCUCUCUGAAAAUUCGAUGCGAUCGUACCCAGCGCCAGGAUAUCUGCGACCGAUGUGCCCGCCUGGGCAAGAACUGCGUGUUCCGGCCAGCCCGGCGGCGUGACAACUCGGCUAAGCGCGACUCCCGUAUCCAGGCUCUCGAACAGCAGGUCAAAGACCUACUUCGGUUACAGCAAAAAGGCCCCAUUGUGCAGCAGUCCCUCCCUGAAGGCAGUGCGACAGCCGCUGAUCCAAGCUCGCCGCCCGUCGCUGGUGAAGGUGACAUUAUCGAUGAUGACGUCGUGUCUCUCGAGCGAGCUGAGACGCUCAUGGGCAUGUACAAGGAAGAGCUAAUGCCACACUUCCCCUUCGUCAUAAUACCACCCCAUACAACCGCGAGCGAUCUACGACAUGCGAAGCCUUUCUUGUUCCUUGCCAUAAUAUCAGUAUCCUGCUAUCAUGAUCUCCAGACGCAGGACAAGCUGUACCACCGCUUCAAGUACAUGGUCAGCGAGAAAGUUCUGUAUGGCGGCGACGAAUGUCUAGACCUGCAAUAUCUUCAGGGGCUUUUGGUCGCACUGGCUUGGAACCAAUUCCACGGUCGAUCGAAGAACUACUCGCAGUAUCUACAGCUCGCCAUCUCGAUAGCCGUCGACCUCCGCCUCGAUCGCAAGCCAAUACACCAGAAGCCUGACGAGGGCAGCAAGCGAGACCCGAUUGCAAGAGAUCAAUACAAAGGCGAAGGGAACACAGACUCCUCCGCACAGCGAGCAGCGGCAGGUCUGUUCUACAUAGCAUCCACCAUUGCAAAACUGCUUGACAAGAUGAACACGUUCGCUUGCACGCCUUUCAUUGAAGAGGGAUGCCGAGCUUUACAGCAGAAAGCUGAGUAUAGGACUGACAAGGACCUGUAUUAUGUGAUACGUCUGCAAAGGAUUCUCGAAAACAUCGACCAAAUUGCGAAAGCAGCCCACAAUUCAGACACCGAAGCACACUCAUCGUACCUUCGCGUAAGGGCAGAACUCGAAGAAUUCAGAGUGUAUCUAUGCUCUGAUGUCAGCGAUAGCCAUCUGCUGUUCAUGCAGUUUCACACGGCAAAGCUCUUCCUCUACCAAGUCGCUUUCUUUGAGCGAAACUUGCAACAAUCCCCAUACCUGCAUCUAAACAUAUUGUGCGAGGGUUUAGAAGGCGCCAAGUCGUUCCUCGACCUCUAUCUGUGGCUGCCUCCAAAGUCAGAGAUGGCCCUCACCAAUAUCGAGUGGAUCCAGCUAAGUUUCGGCGUCACACUUGCUGCGAAGUUUGCCAUUGUGAGCAGGAAUCCUCACGUCGAAGCCCAGACUCGCGAGCUUCGCAAUCGUCUAAACAUUGACCACGUCUUCCGGCACCUGGUUCUUCGAAUCGGCGCGCUGGUCGGCCGGGCCGGAGAUGGCGACAAGCAGAAGGACAUAUUCUUCUACUACGAACAGCGUACUCGUAAGAUCCAGAAGUGGUACGAGAAGAUGAUCCGGGCUACUGGUGCCCUCAGCCCUCCACAAGCUGCCUAUCAACAUGCCCCGUCAUCACACCCCCAGCCACAAACGUCUCCGCCUGGCUCAACACCGCCAUCCGGCAUUCCUGUAUCGUCAACCUUCUCGCACCAGCAGCCGCAGAGCUACACAGCGCCUAUCAGCUAUCCCGACUACUCCGUGCCCCAGAACGUGGGCCAGCAUUCUCAGCCGCCAAUGCAGCCGCCAAUGGCUGCCGUGGGCUUGACACCGCUGAGCUCGUAUCAACAAUACAGCCCAACUCCCGCUAUUGCGUUCCCAGACCUCAUGAUGGCGCAGGGCUGGGACAGUAUGUUUGCGAUUCCCAUGGAGCAUGACCCGCUCUUCGACACAAGCCAGGGGUACGGCCUGGGCAUGGCCAGUCCGCCGAGCGACGGUUCGUCGUGGGCGGAGAGCCCGGCUAGUCAGUAGAUGAUGCAUGGGUGUAGCUAGGCAGUGCUGUAUGUGGUGUACAUAGAUCUAACGAUACGGCUU